This is a messenger RNA of Pararge aegeria (speckled wood butterfly), 3643 nucleotides long. RefSeq lists its product as uncharacterized. Gene Ontology annotation, cellular component: lipid droplet; cytoplasm; membrane. The transcript is spliced from 21 exons. Gene Ontology annotation, biological process: triglyceride catabolic process; lipid homeostasis. Bases 252 to 3590 code for a protein of 1112 amino acids. Lineage: Eukaryota; Metazoa; Arthropoda; Insecta; Lepidoptera; Nymphalidae. The record is from RefSeq and is a predicted model, not a curated record. Gene Ontology annotation, molecular function: triacylglycerol lipase activity.
ACGUCGAUGCCAAAUUCAGCUGUUAUCUGUCAGAUGCUGAUAGCAUUUCAACUCUUGUUUAUUUAUAAAAAAACUAGUUGUACGUCGGACGUUCUGUGAAUUUACAUAGUGAAAAUCGAUGAUAACAUAGUGUUUGCUAAGCUCUCCUUUGGAUUUGUUAAGUGUUUGAGUUUCUUUUAGUGCAAGUGUAGUGUUUUGUUGUACAAAGUGUAUCGAAUAAUUUUCUUUUUACGUUGUAUGUGCACAUUAUAAUGAACUUAUCGUUCGCUGGUUGUGGGUUUCUUGGUAUUUACCAUGUCGGUGUCGCAGUGUGUCUCAAAAAAUAUGCCCCUCACUUGCUAAUAGGAAAAAUAUCUGGGGCCUCCUUUGGGGCUCUUUCGGCAUGUUGUUUACUCUGUGAUCUUCCCAUCGGGGAAAUUACAAGUGAUGUUCUAAGGAUAGUUGGUGAAGCAAGGGCUGGGUCCCUUGGACCUUUUAGUCCAUCUUUUAGUAUACAAAACCUCCUUUUGGAGGGUAUGCAGAAGUAUAUUCCACAUGAUGCACACAAGAUUGUCAGUGGGAAGCUGCACAUAUCCUUAACAAGGGUCUACGAUGGCAACAAUGUUAUUGUAACCGAAUUUCCGACUAGAGAAGAUUUGUUGCAAGCGCUGCUUGCAUCAUGUUUCGUCCCAGUGUUCUCGGGAAUGUUACCGCCGCGGUUUCACGGUAUAAGGUACAUGGACGGAGGCUUCAGCGACAACCUGCCAGUUUUGGACGAAAACACGAUCACAGUGAGCCCGUUUUGCGGCGAAAGCGACAUUUGCCCUAGAGACCUCAGCUCGCAGCUAUUUCAUGUAAAUGUGGCGAACACAAGCAUAGAACUGUCGAAGCAGAACAUAAACCGCUUCGCCAGGAUACUCUUCCCACCGAAGCCGGAAGUCCUCAGUAACAUGUGCAAGCAGGGAUUCGAUGAUGCUUUGCGUUUUCUACAUCGGAAUAACAUGAUCACAUGCACCAGGUGUCUCGCAGUCCAGACGACAUACCAGUUGCAAGAUGUUCUAGACGACACCACGUACGAAUAUGAUCCUGAAUGUGAAGAAUGCAAGACGCAUAGACAGGACGCGCUCGUAGACGAUCUCCCGGACACAGUGAUGACGAUAUUCCAGAAUGCAAUCGAUUCAGCUAACACUGGCAUUGUGAACUGGGUGAUGAGGCAAAGAGGGAUGCGGUGCGUGUCGUUGCUCACACUGCCCUAUCGAGUACCAGUCGAUAUCAUGUACGCGACGAUCACAAAAUUCGUGACCUGCACGCCAAAGAUGAGCAAAUCUCUAUGGAAGCUAAGCUGGAAACUCGUACGUCAGUUGCACGCGUUCCUAUACUCUGCGCAUGAUCGUUCAGAUGCCGCCCGUAUUUACUACAAGCUUUCAAUGGACCAUCGGGAUGAGCACCAUCGACUUGAUAGAAGGCGGGCGAGCGAGCUACGUGUGACCUACGGAGAUGUGCCGGCCGAUACAGACACCUUCGAGCACAUACUCAACGUCACAACACAUAACGACGCUCUUCUGGCCUACUACUACCUCGACAGUGACAAUAAGAUGAAGAUGACAGAAAUCUAUGACGUCACUGACGCGGACACAGACGCAGUGCAGUCUCCCACGGAACGUGACGUCAAUAAACAGCUGGAGUUCGACAACGACUGGUCCGGAGAGUUGAUGGCUGACGAUGAUGAACUAGACUUGGAAGCUGAAGAAGAUGAACUGGAACGCAACAUAUUCUCCGAUCCCGAAAGCGAAUGGACGAGACGACAAUCUUUCUCAAACGACUCCUUUAGCGAUGGCGAUCAACCUGAGUCUGAUAGACAACUGCUAGAACAAAUAGACUGCGAGCGUCUAGCGAAAACAGUGAACAAGCGGGCAGUUAUUCUCACAAACUUUAUGCUCAGCAACUUGAUGGAAGCAAUCUCGCAGUUACUCUCAAAUACUACGCUCUUGACGUCGCUGCAGUUAGAGGGCUUGCCUCUGAAAAUACCAUAUUUGAAUCCUUUGAGCGAGGUAUUGCUAAGAAACAGUUCUCUCCGACACAUUUACUUACCAAGGUGCUUGAUCGGUGACGCGGGCUGUUUAGCUAUUUGUAAAGCAGUCAGAUGUCUACCUAACAUCCUCACUAUGGACCUUAGUGGUUGUGAACUUACGCCGCUCGGAGCUGGUUACAUAGCUGAUUUAAUUAAGUAUCAAAAAAUCCAUCGCUACAGUGAAAACUGGGUGCAUACACUACGCUAUCGGCUGCCGGAAUUGGACACAAUGGCUGGUUUGAGAAGAAUAACGUUAUGCGGGAAUCAGCAAUUUGGAGAUGCAGGAGUCAAAAAAUUGCUGGACGUACUGGCAGACGAUUUAUGGAUUAAAGCGCUGGAUCUCCAAAACUGUGGUCUAACGGAAGAUUGCGCGUCUGCAGUGCUGCACACGAUGACAUCGAACAUAACUCUCGUAGUCCUUGACAUAAGACAUAACGCUCUUUUAUCAAGCGAGUCCCUUUCUAAAAUACGGUCUGCACUAAGAGAGAACGAACGGGGUACUACCGGACAGUAUGCAUGGCUUGGCAAUCUGUGUAACUCUUCAAGUGAAGGCAGAGUGUCAAAGAAUGGAAUGAUUAAAGAGCGUGUGGCAUCUAACGUUCGAACAGCACCUAACAAAUACAACGUGAAGGCUAAUAUAGUUAAGAAGGAGAAAGACUACACAGAAGCAUUAGAAGAACAAUUGCAAGACGAGACAACGCAUCGGCGGCAGCUCGAAGAACUCAACGAGAGGCUUGUACAACAAAUGCGAUCGCUCAAACAGCAGCAGAUACAGCUGUGGCAGAACUCUCCCUCCUCCAGUUCAGAACAAUCGUUCCAAGCGAGUUCAAGAUCUGGAGGCCUGUCGACCAGCUCUGGUUCUACGAGUUCGGUUCCUAUCGAUCAGAACACACUGUCCUACAUACAGCAAGCCUUCAAGGACAUAUAUGCGUUCAUUAAGAACAACCAGUGUCAAGGACAAUGUCUGCUCGAGAAAUCGGAAGACCUAAUAGAUGUACAGAAAGAGUUGAUAGAAGGAACGGAAGUAGAACAAAUAGAGACGAAAGGAUUACGCAUAGCUAAGAAAGCUCAGAGCACACACUUGAAACUGACAGAGAAUGGAAAGGUGAAGAAGAUGACGAAAUCCGCUCAUUUGCUUGGCGAUAUGCGGCAUAGUGUGAAGAAUGAUAUGAAACUUGAAAUGGUUGAGAGGAAAAUGGGAGAUACUAAUGUUAUACACGGCGACGAUCAGAGUAUUGUAAAAGAAGUGAUCGCAGCUCAGAAAGAUCCUAAAAGGAAUAUACAAGGUAGUCCGUGCAGUAGUGUCGUAAGCGACUCAUCAGACACUCUUGUUUACUCGCCGAAAUCGCCCUGCCGCGAAAGUGUAUACCAGUCACCAUGCAUAGAGACAGUUUACAGGUCGCCUCGCCUCGAGAACGGAUUCAAAUCCCCUCGCCAGAGUGCGUGCGACGCCUCGCGCGAGUGUGCGAUGUACCAAUCCCGCAAAAUCAACCUCAACCCGCGAGACGCGAUGUAUUCAUCAUCCGAUGAUGACUCGUGAUAGAUUCUUUUGUACCUAUUGCCUUUGUAUGUUACUUUUGUGUCAAGAUUAAA